Molecule: messenger RNA, 885 nt
Organism: Ilex paraguariensis (yerba mate)
Lineage: Eukaryota; Viridiplantae; Streptophyta; Magnoliopsida; Aquifoliales; Aquifoliaceae
Source: the annotation of a GenBank genome assembly
AUGUCCAGCAACUUUCCGCCAAGCUUUGUUUGCACCUCAAACGAGCCAACUGGGAUCCAAUUAGAGACGCUUUGUGAUUCUACGACAUUGACCAUCGAACCAGCUCACUUCUCUACGAUCGACCCAACAAGCAUUGCAAGCAUUGCCAAGCUUGUGGAGACGAAAGACCAGACGUGGCUUAGGGGGCAGGGUGGAGUUGAUGGGUUAGUUUCAGCUCUGCGUACUCAUGCAGAGAACGGGAUCAAAGACGAUAGCACAGACAUUAACAAUCGACGAAGAGACUUUGGUUCCAAUUUUUAUGGAGAGGACAAACCUGCAAAGAAAUUCCACCAUUUUGGAUUGGAAGCGCUUAAACAUCCCAUGAUUAUCAUUCUACUUGUUUGUGCUGUGCUCUCUGUUUGUUUUGGCAUUAAAGAAAAUGGCCGGAGAGAAGGAUGGUGUGAAGGAGUAACCAAACUUGUUGCAAUUCUUAUAGCUGCGACGAUCUCUGCCGUAAGUAACUUUUUGCCACACAGGUUGUGUCACCAGUUAUCUGAAGCUAGUAGUCAUAUCCCUCAGGUUCAUGUUGUGAGAAGCAGCCAGUGGCAGCGGAUAUCAAUUCCCAGAAUUGUGGUUGGGGAUAUAGUUUUCUUGAAGCCUGGAGACCUAGUUCCUGCUGAUGGACUCUUAUUAAGUGGGUGCUCAUUACAGGUAAAGGAGGGACAAACUGAAGGUGUGGUGGAAGUUGAUGGCCACGACAAUCCGUUCUUGGGUUGUGGCAGUGAAGUGGUUUAUGGGUAUGCUCGAAUGCUUGUUACUGCAGUUGGGAAAAACAGAUGGACCCAGAAAAUUCAUGGGGAAAUGAUAAAUCAGUCCCAACAACUAAUCUCGGUGAUUGGUAAAUGA